GCCCGAUUUCAAACCAAUAAAAUGCAUCGCCCUGGCACCAAACCCCGCGUGAUGAAGAAGGCGACGUCCAACGCGUUCAAGUUGAACACGUCGACAGCCUCUUCGGCUCCAUCGGCAUCACCAGGAAGCAGUAGCACCAGCGACGCACGCUCCAGCAAUGCCACGUCCAAACCAGCAGCAUCAGGCUCAUCUGCCACGGACUCGUUCUUAUCCGCGCUUGCAACUGCCAGCACCGUUGCGGCGGCAACGUUGGCGAAUGUUCUUCCAGACGUGCAUGUGAAUCUGUUCUGUCUGUGCGAAACCAGCGGGGACCUCGUGUUCGUAGGUGCCAAGGGUCGCUUGUGCCACAUUAACAUCCACGCGUCCAAGCCGAGUCUGCACGACCUCACACCGACGAAAUCCUCAGACAAAGUGAACGUCCACGUCCUCUCGUCCGCGUCCCACCUCGCGUUCAAUUCCCGCGGGACCAAGGUCCUCGUGCAGACGAACGAAGGUGCUUUGUACGUGUUCAACCUGCCCCUCAGCGCGCACCAUCGUCUCACGCCGACGCCGCAGCUCGUCCAAGUCGUGUUUGCCGACGGCAGCCGCCGCGUGGUCAAGCUAGACGACGUACCUUCGCCCGACACGACGUCCGUCCAGCGCGCGCUCGCGACUCUCUCGCCAUCCGACCGCGCCAAGGUCAAGACCGUCGUGCCGGACGUGUUUGAGGUCGACUUGCGUCGGCUCCUUCUCCUCCCCACCGUCACAGCGGUGUCCGCUACGUGGCACCCGCUGAGCGACUCCCACGUCGUCCUCUUGACGUCCACGGACGACUUGCUCGUGUACGCGACCGACGACAGCACGUUCAGCCCCGAGCAAACCCACCCGCUGUCGUUCGCCCCUCCCUCGUCCAGCGUGGGUGCUUCUGCGACAACGUCGCUAAGCUUUGGCCCUGUCACAGGAUGGGAAGCCCUGACAGUGUACAUCCUCCGAUCGAAUGGCGACCUCUUCGCACUGAGCCCCAUCCUGCCCCACGACGGCGCGUCCGUGCCCGCGUCCCUGCUCCGCUUUCUCCAUCAAGCUACGGAUGGCCAGCUCACGCUCGCCAACGUCGACUUGGACACGCGCAUCCACGUCAAAGCCCAAAAGCACUGGCUCGCCACUGUCUGGCCCGCCGACCUGCCGCCGCCAACCGUCGACGAAGAUGAGGACAUCACUUCUCCAUUGUCGGCUCCAACCAACGCAUGGACGCGCUCGAGCACCUCCGCCGACGCCGUCGCGACCCUCCACUGGCCCGUCCAACUGCAAGGCCCGUUCCCGUACGGAUCGGCAACAUGGUCCCAUCCAAACAGCAAAGCGCACAGUGUGGCGGCGGUCGCGUACCCCGGGGCAUCCCCCAACAACCUCGGCCGUGCCCCGGUCCUCGCCAUCGGGUGGUCCAGUGGCCACGUUACGAUCGUGGUCAUGGAACGACCAGUGCAGCCGCGAUGGCAGCUCAAGAAGCCCAAGCCCCAACAGUCGUCUAGCUCCCCCCCCCCGCCGUCGGUCUACCUCGUCGAGUGCAUCAACAUUGGCGCCACCUGUGACAACGGCAAACUGCACUUGGCUACGCAUCCCCUCAACGCCCAAGUCGUGUACGCCCUCCAUUCUACGGGGGUGCAUGUGCUGCACCUGCCCUACGUCACAGCUCCUCUGGCGCCGCCCCCAUUUACAGCGUCCGUCCACCGCGUGCUAUCGCUCGCGCCAUCCGCGACCGCGCUGGUCACGGGCGCCGCGGUCAUCUACUCGGUCGAGCGGGGCCAUGUACUGGUUGUGUUAUAUGCCAGUGGCCAGUGGGAACUCGUGAAUGUGUCGGCCAAGACAGCCAGCUGCUGCUCCUCGUCCUCCAUCGUUCGUGCCCCAGCACCAUCUUCUUCGUUCACAGCAACGACACCGGUGGUUACCCCGCUAGCCCAGCUUGUGGACGAGUUGCAGGAGAAGUUUGUAAGCCACAAGAUCCACGUCCAAGGCGGAUCUACCUCUCUACCCGACACAACCAUCGACACGUUCCAUUUCGCCCAAAACCAUAUUCCAGCACUCCUCGACCAAGCCGCGUACGUUGAAGCGAUCGGCGCCGCGACUCGCAGCCGGAUCGAGCUGCACCGCGAAUGGAAGGACCAGCAGACGACAGACGCCGCCACCCUCGACGGGGCCCUCGGCGCAUCCGCAUCCGCCUUUGCCGACCUUCUCACCCGCGUCCAAGCUCUCCAAGCCAAGCAAAGCCAACUCAACGACCGCGCCGCCGCUGUCCUGCAGGCCGUCAAGGAGAACCAGACGGUGCUGUCCAAAGCUGAGAUACAGUACAAGCAGGAACUCCAAGAGAUGGCCCACGCCGCCAGACGCCUCGUGCCGAAAGUGACCCAAGUGAAACUGGAUGCGCAAAAGUUGCUGCGAAACGCACUAGUCGACAUAUCACCACCAACCACAGCGUCUAGCUUGUCCCCCGACCGAGCGCGGAUCUGCCACGACGUCCUCACGGCAGAAGCCCAGCUGAUUGCAGACACCACCGCGCGACUGCACGAACUCACGUCCCUCGUCGCCUCAUCGCUGCAUCUCUAAACCCUACAAUACAGCGACAAAUAUAAUAGUUAUACAUAUAUAUAUAUAUAUAUAUGUA
This is a messenger RNA of Aphanomyces astaci, 2635 nucleotides long. RefSeq lists its product as hypothetical. The coding region runs from base 22 to 2577 and encodes 851 amino acids. Gene Ontology annotation, molecular function: structural constituent of nuclear pore. NCBI's taxonomy places the organism in Eukaryota, Oomycota, Saprolegniomycetes, Saprolegniales, Verrucalvaceae. The transcript is spliced from 2 exons. Gene Ontology annotation, cellular component: nuclear pore. The record is from RefSeq and is a predicted model, not a curated record. Gene Ontology annotation, biological process: ribosomal small subunit export from nucleus; ribosomal large subunit export from nucleus; mRNA export from nucleus.